Molecule: messenger RNA, 636 nt
Organism: Myotis brandtii (Brandt's bat)
Lineage: Eukaryota; Metazoa; Chordata; Mammalia; Chiroptera; Vespertilionidae
Product: hemoglobin subunit beta
Exons: 3
Coding region: 67-510 (147 amino acids)
Biological process (GO): oxygen transport; hydrogen peroxide catabolic process
Cellular component (GO): haptoglobin-hemoglobin complex; blood microparticle; hemoglobin complex
Molecular function (GO): oxygen carrier activity; peroxidase activity; organic acid binding
Source: RefSeq, a predicted model, not a curated record
GUUAGCUGGUGCUUACACUUGCUUCUGACACAACCGUGUUCACUAGCAACUACACAAACAGCCACCAUGGUGCAUCUGACUGCUGAUGAGAAGGCCGCUGUCUCUGGCCUGUGGGGCAAGGUGAAUGUGGAUGAAGUUGGUGGUGAGGCCCUGGGCAGGCUGCUGGUGGUCUACCCCUGGACUCAGAGGUUCUUCACCUCCUUUGGGGACCUGUCCAAUGCCGCUGCUGUGAUGGGCAAUAGUAAGGUGAAGGCCCAUGGCAAGAAAGUGCUGAACUCCUUCGGCGAGGGUCUGAAGAAUCUCGACAACCUGAAGGGCACCUUUGCUAGCCUGAGUGAACUGCAUUGUGACAAGCUGCACGUGGAUCCUGAGAACUUCAAGCUCCUGGGCAACGUGCUGGUGGUUGUUCUGGCUCGCCACUUUGGCAAAGAAUUUACCCCUCAGGUGCAGGGUGCCUUCCAGAAGCUGGCACUUGGUGUGGCCACUGCCCUGGCUCACAAGUACCACUGAGUCCUGGCCUGUGUCCUGGUGACCUUUGGAAAACUCUCUUUCUCCAGAUUCUGAUUUCUUAACUUGGGGAAGUAAUGCCCAUUCUCAAGAGUCUGGCUUCUGCCUAAUAAAGAACUUUCAGCUCAA